CGCUUUUUGAUAUUGACUCUCUGUAGCAGUCGGUGCAAGCUCCACAAAAAAUUCUGAUGCCAUGGCAGAUAAACCGGAUAAGUUGGGAAGGUUACAGAAAGACGUAAAUGAAGUUACACACCUCCUGCAAGACAACAUUAACAAAGUUUUAGUUCGAGGGGAAAAGUUAGAUGCUUUAGAGGAAAGAACAGAGCAUUUGCAUGAUGAAACAGCUAACUUUAAGACUACUGCAGCCAAAACAAAAAGAAAAUAUUGUUUGAAGAAUGCCAGAAUGUGCAUGGCUCUUAUUAUAACUGCUGUGGUUGUGGUACUUAUUAUUGUCAUUGUGGUUGUUGUUUUAGUUGCUACAUCUCACACGGAAAACGCAGGAUCUACAACAAAAGCAACAACAGUUUCAACCCCAGCUUACAUACACUAAAGCAUUACUAGCAGGGCCACACAGAAGUAUUUCUUCCAUCUUGGAUCCCCAUCAGAUAGCUAGAAAAUGGAGUCAUUUCUGCAUACAAUGAAAAUAAACAGAAGAUUACCUGUAAUAAAAAGAUUAGGGGUUUUUAUGGUCUAAAAUGAUUCAAAUCAGU
Lingula anatina is the source of this 578-nucleotide messenger RNA. Its product is annotated as vesicle-associated membrane protein 8. Gene Ontology annotation, cellular component: membrane. The record is from RefSeq and is a predicted model, not a curated record. Lineage: Eukaryota; Metazoa; Brachiopoda; Lingulata; Lingulida; Lingulidae. Gene Ontology annotation, biological process: vesicle-mediated transport.